GUGCUCGGAGUGAGGUGCCAAAGGUUCUCUAUAAAGCGCUGGGGCUCCCAGCCACCUCCACUUGCCCUCCAGCUCUCGAGCUGCCUACACGUGCCAGGCCUGGCCCAGCAAGCACCAUGGUGAAGCUUGUGUUGCCCAACCCGGGCCUGGAAGACCGGAUUCCAUCCCUGGAUGAGCUGGAGACCAUUGAGCAGAAGGAAGCCAGCUCCCGGCCCAAGUGGGACAACAAGAUGCAGUACAUGCUGACCUGUGUGGGCUUCUGCGUGGGGCUGGGCAACGUGUGGCGCUUUCCCUACCUGUGCCAGAGCCACGGAGGAGGGGCCUUUAUGAUCCCGUUCCUCAUCCUGCUCGUGCUGGAGGGGAUCCCCUUGUUGUACCUGGAGUUCGCCAUUGGCCAGCGGCUGAGGAAGGGCAGCAUGGGCGUGUGGAGCUCCAUUCACCCGGCUCUGAAGGGUGUAGGCAUCGCCUCCAUGUUCGUAUCCUUCAUGGUGGGCCUGUACUACAACACCAUCAUCGCCUGGGUCAUGUGGUACUUCUUCAACUCCUUCCAGGAGCCUCUGCCAUGGAGCGAGUGCCCGCUCAACGGUAACCGCACAGGCUACGAGGAGGAGUGCGCGCAGAGCUCCUCCGUGGACUAUUUCUGGUACCGAGAGACCCUCAACAUCUCCACCUCCAUCAGCGACUCGGGUUCCAUCCAGUGGUGGAUGUUGCUCUGCCUGACGUGUGCCUGGAGCGUGCUGUACGUGUGCGUCAUCCGGGGCAUCGAGACCACCGGGAAGGCUGUGUACAUCACCUCCACCCUGCCCUACAUCGUGCUCACCAUCUUCCUCAUCCGUGGCUUGACCCUGAAGGGCUCCACCAAUGGCAUUGUCUUCCUCUUCACGCCCAACGUCACCGAGUUGUCCAACCCCAACACGUGGCUGGACGCGGGGGCCCAGGUCUUCUACUCCUUCUCCCUGGCCUUCGGGGGCCUCAUCUCUUUCUCCAGCUACAACUCCGUGCACAACAACUGUGAGAUGGACUCAGUGGUGGUGUCCAUCAUCAAUGGCUUCACGUCCGUAUUCGCGGCCACCGUGGUCUACUCCAUCAUCGGCUUCCGAGCCACGGAGCGCUUUGACGACUGCUUCAGCAAGAAUAUCCUGACACUCAUCAAUGGGUUUGAUCUGCCCGAGGGCAACGUCACCCAGGAGAACUUCGAGGCGAUGCAGCAAUGGUGCAAUGCCACCAACCCCGCAGCCUACGCACAGCUGCAGUUCCAGACGUGUGACAUGAACUCCUUCCUCUCCGAGGGUGUGGAGGGCACAGGCCUGGCCUUCAUCGUCUUCACGGAGGCCAUCACCAAGAUGCCCGUGUCACCACUGUGGUCCGUCCUGUUCUUCGUCAUGCUUUUCUGCCUGGGGCUCUCAUCCAUGUUCGGCAACAUGGAGGGCGUUGUCGUGCCCCUGCAGGAUCUCAACAUCACCCCUAAAAAGUGGCCCAAGGAGCUGCUCACAGGCCUCAUCUGCUUGGUGAUGUAUCUCAUCGGUUUCAUUUUCACCCUGAAGUCUGGCCAGUACUGGCUCUCCCUGCUGGACAGCUACGCUGGCUCCAUUCCCCUGCUCAUCAUAGCCUUCUGCGAGAUGUUUGCCGUCAUCUACGUGUACGGCGUGGACAGAUUCAACAGGGACAUCGAGUUCAUGAUCGGCCACAAGCCCAACCUUUUCUGGCAGGUCACGUGGAGAGUGGUCAGCCCGCUGAUUAUGUUGGUCAUCUUCCUCUUCUUCUUCGUGAUCGAGGUCAACAGGAAGCUCAUGUAUAGCGUCUGGGACCCUGAUUAUGAGGGGUUCCCCAAGUCCCAGAAGGUUCCAUACCCAGGCUGGGUGUAUGCUGUGGUGGUGGUCGUGGCUGGGGUGCCUUGUCUCAGCAUCCCCUGCUUUGCAAUCUACAAGCUCAUCAGGAACCGUUGUCAGAAGACCGGGGACCGCCAUGGGCUGGUCAGCACCGUGUCCACAACCUCCGUGAAUGGGGACCUGAAGUACUAAGUGGGCCCAGGGCAUCGAGGGCAGCAGAUGGCACGGGCAGGCGGGAAGAGGCAGGACCCUUGCAGCGGGGCCAGGCUACCACCUAAGUUAACGUGUGCGGUUACGUUCCUGGACUCCACGCGCCAUCUAAGCGUCGCGCAUGUGUGGUGCAAAUAUGUGGUGCACAUGCGUAGUUGUGUGUGUACGGAAGGUAUAGAUCCAUGUGCAUAGGUGUGGUACACGCACGCAUUAGUGUGGGAGUGUCUAAUGGAGGCAUGUAUAUGCAGGUGUGUCUGUGCGUGUAUAAGUUCAUGCACGUGUGUCAGCGUUAUGCCUGCAUGUACAUGCAUACGUGUGUACACAUAGUGCAUGUGUGUGCACAUACAGGGAAGUGUCUGCAUGUUUCUGUGUAUCUGUGUGUAUAUACAUGUAUUAUCUGAAUAUAUAUAUAUGCGAGUGUUUAUGUGUGAGUCUGUGUGUGUCUACACACGUGUGAGUUAUGAGUUGUAAGUGUGGAGGCGUGUCUACAUAUGUACGUGUGUGUGUGUGUGUGUGUGUGCAUAUGUACUGGCGUGUGCACGUGCCUGUUAUCUGUGUGCACAUAGCACACAUGAGGACACGUGUUUACAUUGCUUGUGACGCUUGUGCCAACCACUCCGGCCUGGCCGCCCUUCCACUCACCCUCAUCUUGGGCAGCGUGGGGCAUGAGCUGUGGCCCCCAGCGUCGCCUUGUUCGGGGGCCCACCCUGCCGUGCCCACGCCCUGUCCCUGCCUUGGCAGUGGGAAGAAGGAGGCAGGGACACUCUGUCAACGUCCCAGCUCUUGCUGUGGUCCCUAGGCUCAAACCCCGAGUUCAAGGGGUGCACUCCUUUGGUCCUCAAAGAGAAGCCCAGGAGGCUGGCAGGAGAGGGUAAGAAAGCUUUCCUUGGCUUGGAAAGCACGCCCUGGCUUUCUGAUCACUGACCCACUUAAUCAUUGCUCCACGGAGCACUUCAGCCCAGCUCACCUCGGCCGGGCUGUGGCAGGAGCUGCCCCGUGGGCUGGAGAAUACACCAACCGGCCCGUGAAUCUUUAGCCAGGUGCUGGCAAAAGGGGGUUAAAAAGUAACUUGGUAAAAAAAAAAAAAAAUAGCCACUGGCGUUGAGUAUACACGGUGAGUCCCCAGCACCUUAGUGACCAUGAGGCCCAGAUUUCCUGAUCCCCCAAACCACCUCUCCUACCACUGGCUUGGUGUUUCUGACUCACACCUAACCUCAGCCACAGGCACGUGGUACUCACAGAGUUCGCUCUAACAGCCUGAUCCCUUCCUCGUUCUGUAGAAAAAAGCCUAGUUUUAAGUUGGACUGAACUUUCUGAGAGGGUGGAGGCUGUGCUAGACACUGGUGCCACAUCAGUACUGCUCCGACUCCUGGCACCCCAGCUGGGCACCCACUGUGGGAGCGCUGAGUCUUGUCCUCAGACAACCCCCAUGAGCACACUGGCCACUGAGAGUCACGGGCCACAGAGCCUUACUCGGAAGAAUAGCAUUGGCCCCCAUGAGCAGGGGUGGGUCCCCGCCCCCUUUCCCUGAAGCCCCUGGAGCCUUGACUGGGAAGAUGUCGCUGGUCUUUUGGAUUCUGAGGAGGCUCGACCAUGUGUGAAGUCUCCCCCUGUGGCCUGGCUUGGGUCAGUCGUGUCCCCUGCUGUCCCCGGCAAGGAAUUGCUUGCAAGCCCCAUGUCUGUAUAAAAUGUGACCGUGACAGAAAUGCAAGUUGAUGGGUCUAAAGUCUCAGUAAACUAUUGCUAUCUAA
Molecule: messenger RNA, 3790 nt
Organism: Jaculus jaculus (lesser Egyptian jerboa)
Lineage: Eukaryota; Metazoa; Chordata; Mammalia; Rodentia; Dipodidae
Gene: Slc6a19
Product: solute carrier family 6 member 19
Exons: 12
Coding region: 117-2021 (634 amino acids)
Biological process (GO): sodium ion transmembrane transport
Cellular component (GO): plasma membrane
Source: RefSeq, a predicted model, not a curated record